AUGAUUGUUUUUAUAAUUUGUUUUGAAGGUGCAUCAAAAAGUGUUGGAUUUAUUCGUUUUGAUCAACGAUCAGAAGCCGACAUGGCUAUUAGUAAGCUUAAUGGUACUAUUCCAAAAGGUAUUUCAUGUAUACAAUAUCUCAUUGUAGGUUUUACUGAUCCAAUAACUGUUAAAUUUGCUAAUACGCCAAAUGUUGCUAAAUCCAUGAUUGGUUUACCAUUAGCACCAUCAUAUUUAUCCGGUAUUCCAACGCCACAACAACCUGUACUUGCUACAGUACCACCUAUUCGUCAACAAUUGAAUAGGUACAGAGAAACACAUGAACGAUCAAAAUAUCGAUAUUCACCAUUAUCACCUGCUGAUUUUUUUGCUGCUGCUGCUACAGCUUCUUAUUUGCCUGCGGCUGCGGCUGCUGCUGCAGCAGCAUCAGCUACAACAUUAACAUCAUCAACUGAUAUUGCAUCUGUUGGUUGGUGUAUAUUUGUUUAUAAUUUGGCACCUGAAACAGAAGAAAAUAUUUUAUGGCAAUUAUUUGGACCAUUUGGUGCUGUACAAAGUGUUAAAAUAAUACGCGAUUUUCAAACACAAAAAUGUAAAGGUUUUGGUUUUGUAACAAUGACAAAUUAUGAUGAAGCAUUAAUGGCUAUUAAUUCACUCAAUGGUUUUACACUUGGUAAUCGUGUAUUACAAGUAUCAUUUAAAACAAAUAAACCAAUACCUAUUCGCGCUUUCUAG
Rotaria sp. Silwood2 is the source of this 735-nucleotide messenger RNA. The record is from the annotation of a GenBank genome assembly. Lineage: Eukaryota; Metazoa; Rotifera; Eurotatoria; Philodinida; Philodinidae.